Molecule: messenger RNA, 1590 nt
Organism: Helicoverpa armigera (cotton bollworm)
Lineage: Eukaryota; Metazoa; Arthropoda; Insecta; Lepidoptera; Noctuidae
Gene: Daao1
Product: D-aspartate oxidase
Exons: 2
Coding region: 530-1540 (336 amino acids)
Biological process (GO): D-amino acid catabolic process
Cellular component (GO): cytoplasm
Molecular function (GO): D-amino-acid oxidase activity; FAD binding
Source: RefSeq, a predicted model, not a curated record
UGUUGUUAGGGCGUGUGUGUAAAUAAACCGCAGUAGCUUAGAUGCCCGAUAACAUUAAAACACUAUUUGCCGCAUCAUUACACGUCUGAUUAGAUACGAUCAUCAUAACCGAUAUCAAUAUCGUAAGAGUAUAUUACAUCAAUUACUUAAUGACAUAUCAAUAGAUAGUUAAGGCUUUAAUGGGCUUUAGUCUCUGAUGUAAUUGUAAUAAUGACGCUAAGCCACUGCGUAGUUAUGCAAUAAUUUAUUUGUUAUCACUUAUCAGGAAAGUUCUGUCGAGCACUUGCUUUGUUGUUGGCACACAUUGCCAUGUGUGCAUGCCUAUAUAUAUUUGUCAUGACGCCAAUUUAUGGAGCUGGCGCCGAAUAAUUAAGCCCAGUUACUGUUUACGUCCAGCGUAAUUCGCGCGAGUUUUUGACGCAGAGUUUUAAUAUUUGUUUUUGCAAUCGCGAUCAUCACUUACUAGCGCUGUAAUUAUUGUUAAGGAAUACUUAUUUGGUUACUCAAGAAGCGGUCGACUUCUAUAAAGAUGCCUGACCAGCCAAAUGUAGCGGUGGUAGGAGCAGGAGUGGUAGGCAUAACAGUGGCGAAAUUACUGCAAGACCAACUCAAAGACGUGAAGAUAACCAUACUCGCCGAUAAAUUCACAGACGAUACCACAAGCCACAUUGCCGCAGGCAUCUAUAGACCCGGGACUAGUUUCAAAGGACCUACAAAAGAAAUCACAAAGAAGUGGCUGAAGGACUCAUGGGAGUUCUUUCAAGAUAUUCUUAAAACACCAGAUGCUGAACGAAUUGGUGUAAUGCCUAUAGGCACAUACAUAUUCUCAAGCGAAAAUUAUCACGUAACUAGAAAUCAUCUAAUUGAAGACAUUGUGCCGCUAUAUCGAGCGGUUACCGACGAGGAAUUAAAGCUCGCCCCUAAAGGCACCAAAUUCGGGUCCUACUUUUCAACACUGAAACUAGAAUGCGGAAAUUAUUUGCCGUGGACGGAGAAAAUAAUCGUUGAAAGAGGCGGGCAACUGUUGAACAAGAAGGUAAAAAGUUUUAAGUCAUUGUCUAAUUACGAUCUUGUGUUUAAUUGUUCAGGGUUGGGUGCAAGAUAUUUAUGUAAUGAUCAUGAUCUAGUGCCCAUAAGAGGUCAAGUGAUCAAAGUUAAGGCGCCAUGGGUAAAGCAUGCCAUGUACGGUGAUUAUGAUACGUAUAUAAUUCCGGGGCUUAACGGGGUGGUUACGUUGGGUGGUGUGAGAGGGUAUGACAGUUACAAUUUGAAUUACUGCAAAUACGACGCGGCGGCCAUAAUGGAGCGCUGUUGUGAAUUUCUACCGAGCUUGAAAAACGCUGAGGUUCUUGCUCAUAAGGUGGGAUUGAGGCCCCACAGACUGCCCGUUCGAGUUGAACCCGAGCUUAUUGAGGGUGUGAAGGUCGUGCACUGCUACGGCCACGGCGGUUAUGGAGUCAUGACUGCCCCUGGGACAGCAAUGAAUGCUGUCGAUUUAGGUAUCGAUUUCUUACGUAGUAAUGUAAGAAACAAAUUGUAAUCAGAUAAUAUACCACCUGCGCGUUGUAAGGCGCAUGCCAGGAGAUGAGU